Molecule: messenger RNA, 659 nt
Organism: Linum tenue
Lineage: Eukaryota; Viridiplantae; Streptophyta; Magnoliopsida; Malpighiales; Linaceae
Source: the annotation of a GenBank genome assembly
CUCUUUAGCUAGCACCAGCGUAGUGCUCAAUGGAAACCAAACCCUCCAACGGCUCGCCGGCGAAGUUCGUCGAUCAAUUAGUGGUUCCGGGUGAUGUGAUUCUUGAUCUCUCUACCAUGGCUGAACAGACUAUAAAGCUCGGCGGCGGCCUCCGCCAGGAUUGUGAUGCAAUAUCAGUUAUCAAAGCUGGGAUACUGAGGUUCUCAAAGCCAAAUAAGUAUUGGGUUGAAAGCUCUCAGAAAAGGUAUGUGCCUUGCGCUGAGGACUCUGUACUUGGAAUAGUGGUGGACUGUAAACCAGAUAACUUUCUUGUGGACAUAAAAGGACCUUCUGUGGCAUUUUUGCCCGUGCUUGCAUUUGAAGGAGGGACUCGGAGGAACAUACCCAGGUUUGAGGCAGGUACUUUGAUAUAUGUUCGAGUGGUGAAGGCAAAUACUGGAAUGAACCCAGAGCUGUCAUGUGUUGAUGUCCUGGAAACUCUUGGAAAGAAGCUCCCCUUUGAGAUAGCAGUUGGGUUAAAUGGCAGAGUUUGGGUCAAUGCCGGUUCUCCAUCGAUCGUCAUUGUUGUUGGUAAUGCUAUCAUGAAGUCAGAGUCUUUGACUAAGGUUCAACAGAAAAUUAUGGCAGAGAAGUUGCUGCAGAGGGUUCAGCAGGAAUGA